CCCGGAGCCCACUGCAGUGGAAGACUACCAGUACCGCUACACAACACUAGUCUACGUAGCGGUUGGCUCCCGACUGCCCUUUUCGGGACGAUAAAACAGACGGGAGUCAUCGGUGAAUGUUUGACACGGCCGAAUAUCUUACCUGCCAGAUACAGGUAUAAAACAUCCCGAGUCCCUUCCUCACAUCAUUCUAAACCCUUGUAUUGUCCCCCUUUCGGCCCAUUCGCCGUCCAAUACUCACCCAAAAACAGUCACAAAAAGCCACUCACCACCACUCCAUCACUACCAUUAAAAAUGGGCAAAGUUCACGGUUCCCUUGCUCGUGCCGGCAAGGUCAAGUCUCAGACUCCCAAGGUUGAGCCCCAGGAAAAGCCCAAGACUCCCAAGGGCCGUGCUCACAAGCGCGAAAUCUACACUCGCCGUUUCGUGAACGUUGUCACCGGUCCUGGCGGCAAGCGCAAGAUGAACGCCAACCCCUCUGCUUGAAGGGCUUAUCUUUUGGAAUGUUGCUCAUUCGCAAAUAAGCAAGCAAGCAUCUCAUGGCGUCUCUAGGCGUUUACUGAUUCUACCUACGAGGGAAAUGGUCAUGGCCAUGGGCAUAUCGGGAACGCAGGAGCAUGUGUUGGACUUGGGUACUCAGUUCAUCCUCUACUAUAGGCUAGGUUUCCGGUGCAAAGGCGUUUUGAUGGAAUCUGAUGAUGCCCCCUUCUUCCAGCUAGGUACAAUAGGAAAAUCGAUUUGCCCUUUGGGCACUUAUUCAGAAAACG
Molecule: messenger RNA, 767 nt
Organism: Neurospora crassa OR74A
Lineage: Eukaryota; Fungi; Ascomycota; Sordariomycetes; Sordariales; Sordariaceae
Product: 40S ribosomal protein S30
Exons: 3
Coding region: 295-486 (63 amino acids)
Biological process (GO): translation
Cellular component (GO): ribosome; cytosolic small ribosomal subunit
Molecular function (GO): structural constituent of ribosome
Source: RefSeq, a predicted model, not a curated record